GUGACUUUCAUCAUCAAAGCGAUUGCGUGCUGUUUGUUUCAGACUAGAGCAUGACAGAAGAGAGUAGACCUGCCUCUAGUAUGGAUAACGAAACUAGAUGGACAAUCGAUACAAAGGACUCUGACGACUAUUACGAGCCAUAUGGUGACGUUUUGUCCAGCGAUUAUUUCCAUGGCAUUGUUUGGAUGUUACUUUCGAUUGGAAUUAUUGGCAACAUAUUGGUUGUGGUGUGGAGACUUGCACAGAAAAGAGGUCAGAGAUCGUCUCCUCUCUCAAUCCUCAUCAUCAUGCUAGCAGUUUCAGAUUUCUUGUAUUGUGUUCACUUGCUUCUUCUGGAGAGUUUGGUGCUUAAUGUUAAUCUAAACCAAACAAAACAUCUGUCACCCAUCUCUGCUCGUAACAUGUGCAUGAUAAGUGCUUGGCUGUCUUUGUUCUGUUGUCUCACAGCUCAGUGGGCAACUUUUAAUAUUGCAGUUUACUCGUUUCAAGCAAUGAGCGAGUUCUGUUCUCGUUGUUGCUGUUCACUAGUUCACAAGAGAAAUCUGGUUAUCACAAUCAUCUGCCAAGUUUUGAUCAACGUGGUGAUAAUUGUUAUUUACACGAUUGUAUACGACAAAUACGCCAAUUAUUCUGACCUUAAUGAUUUGUUUGAUUUACAACUACAUGAUUACGACAAAAAUACAGACAAUGACUUCUUCCCCACUGGGGUAGAAGUUCUUAUACACUCAAGACUUGAACGAAUUGGCCAAAUUUUUGGACGUUGUGCUUGGGCACAGUCAAACGGAUUUGGUAAUUGUUUGGCCAAUACAGUUGACAAUCAUACAACAAUCAUCAAUGAUAGUAAUUGUCAAUUCCUGUUUGGUUACGGUUUCUUAGAAGCAACACUGAUGGGAUCAACAUAG
Corticium candelabrum is the source of this 902-nucleotide messenger RNA. RefSeq lists its product as uncharacterized. Gene Ontology annotation, biological process: G protein-coupled receptor signaling pathway. The transcript is spliced from 3 exons. NCBI's taxonomy places the organism in Eukaryota, Metazoa, Porifera, Homoscleromorpha, Homosclerophorida, Plakinidae. Gene Ontology annotation, cellular component: membrane. The record is from RefSeq and is a predicted model, not a curated record. The coding region runs from base 51 to 902 and encodes 283 amino acids. Gene Ontology annotation, molecular function: G protein-coupled receptor activity.